UAUGGUUGAACUCGGACACCUGAUUGGCUGCGGUGCGGCGCCAAGAGGGAGGAAGACUAUAGAAAAGCGGCGCGCGUGUGUGUGUGUGUGUCACUUCACUUUUAAGAGCACAUCUGGACUGCUGAGCUACUGAAUUCCUACCAUUUGAGCGUUCUCUUCCAGAAGUGUGCUAAAAAUGGACACGCUGAGGGUCUUGGCUCUGGUCCAUCUUCUGGCUGUACCCGCCUUUACACAAUCACAGACGCUCCAGGACCACUGGGGUGAGUUUGGGCCCUUUGGGCCCUGCAGCCGCUCUUGCGGCACGGGAGUUGCAAUGAGGACGAGGAAAUGUAUCACAUUGAGGACGGAUGGAGGUCAUAACUGCAAGGGAUCAUCCAAGUCCUUUCAGCUCUGUAACCUGAAUGAGUGCCCGGUGGGAUCCAGAGACUUCCGAGAGGAGCAAUGUUCCCAAUUUGACAGAAUUUUCGUUCAGGGAAAACAUCACACUUGGGUGCCAUAUUACGGAGCCAACCCGUGUGAGCUGAACUGCAUCACCCGAGAACAUAACACCGUUUAUCGUCACCGGCCCAAAGUGGUGGACGGGACCUUGUGCCACGUGGGCCGAAAUGACAUCUGUGUGGACGGCAUGUGCAAGGCAGUGAGCCAAGGGGUUAUUUUGGGUCUGGAAAAUGUCCCACAACCAGAGUACUCGGCUCCCACUCACACCGCGAACCCCGACGGGACCCAAAUGUACGAGUAUAGAGCCAACGCUUACGGUGCCUGCUCGACUACUUGCGGUGGCGGGAUGCAGUAUCGCACCGUGGAGUGUUGGCUUCGGGACCAACUCAACUCCCGCACGGUGGCCGAAAGCUUCUGCAUCGAUCAGGGCCUGCAGAGGCCUCAGUGGCAGCAGGCGUGCAACACCAACUCGUGCGGAGCAAAGUACAGAGUCUCCGUCUUCUCCCAGUGCUCGGUGACUUGCGGGGUAGGCCAGCAGACGCGAGAGGUGACCUGCGAGGGCGCCAAGGGUGAACGUCUGGACGACGGCGCCUGCGCCGCCUUCACGAGACCUUCCUCGGUCCAAGUGUGCAGGAGACUGGCCUGCCGCCAGCACGUCACAUGGCACGUGGCCUCCUACGGAUUGUGCACUCGCAGCUGUGGCGGCGGCGUGAGGGAAAGGCAGGUGGGCUGUUUCGACGGCAGCCUGACCCCUUACCCGGUGGUCAGGUGCGGGAUUUCAAGGAGGCCCGUAACUGUGGAGGAAUGCAACGUACAGCCCUGCCACCAAGCUCAAAGUGUCCCGAGUCUACAGAGUCCAGGGUUGCAUGAAAGCACCACGACGGGAUUUGUACCCUACGUUCCUGCAAAUCCAUCAUCGAUCAGGCCAAACACUAACAACAAUCCCAACGUGAGAGUAAACGCUCCCGACUGCGCCCGGUCUUAUUACGGCUGCUGCCCCGAUGGUCGUAGCUCCGCCAGCGGGCCGGGACUUGAGGGUUGCGCCCAACAUAACUGCGUAAACAGCAGAUAUGGAUGUUGUCUGGAUGGGGUCACUGCUGCUAGCGGAUUUGGGAGAGCCGGAUGUUCUGAAUACCAAACUACUGUGCACACAAGCCAUCCAGUCCGUCCUGUUCCACACGGUGCCUGCUCGCUGCCACGUUUUGAGGGCCCCUGUGACACCUGGAAGAGACGCUUCUAUUACAACGCAAGCACUGGCAGAUGCCAAGAGUUUUGGUUUGGAGGCUGCCAGGGCAACAAUAACAAUUUUGCUUCUCUCGGGGAGUGUCAGACGGCAUGUGAGACCGCCACCGCAUACUAACAAUUGAAAUGCAAAGUGUGCAUGAUGUGAUUGUGGCUUGCUUCAUCUCUUCUUUUAUGCUGGUAAAAUAAAAGUUUGACUUUUUUGUUUAUUACGGCUCAUCUGCAAGGAACAAAAGGAAUAAAAUAAAUACUCUUCCAUCUUA
Molecule: messenger RNA, 1943 nt
Organism: Syngnathus acus (greater pipefish)
Lineage: Eukaryota; Metazoa; Chordata; Actinopteri; Syngnathiformes; Syngnathidae
Gene: paplnb
Product: papilin b, proteoglycan-like sulfated glycoprotein
Exons: 13
Coding region: 176-1798 (540 amino acids)
Biological process (GO): extracellular matrix organization
Cellular component (GO): extracellular matrix
Molecular function (GO): serine-type endopeptidase inhibitor activity; metalloendopeptidase activity
Source: RefSeq, a predicted model, not a curated record